Messenger RNA from Necator americanus (New World hookworm), 255 nucleotides. RefSeq lists its product as uncharacterized. NCBI's taxonomy places the organism in Eukaryota, Metazoa, Nematoda, Chromadorea, Rhabditida, Ancylostomatidae. Bases 1 to 255 code for a protein of 84 amino acids. The record is from RefSeq and is a predicted model, not a curated record. The transcript has a single exon.
AUGUACUACAUGCUGGUGUUUACCGUACUGUACUACAUGUUUUUGUUCAACCUUGCCGUCGAUGACAUAAUUGAGCAGUGUUCCGCCGGUGUCAUUUUAGCACCGAAUACACGUCCUUUGGUGGAUCUCGAUUACGCCGACGAUGUAGUAAUAUUCGCUUCUAACAGCGCGAAGUUACAACAUGUUAUUAACGUUGCAUCGAAAUUAGCUGCAGCUUACAGACUAAAACUCCGCCCUGAGACGCGCCAAAGCUAA